Cyprinus carpio (common carp) is the source of this 2409-nucleotide messenger RNA. RefSeq lists its product as uncharacterized. Gene Ontology annotation, molecular function: actin monomer binding. The record is from RefSeq and is a predicted model, not a curated record. The transcript has 4 exons. The coding region runs from base 1 to 1371 and encodes 456 amino acids. Gene Ontology annotation, biological process: signal transduction. Lineage: Eukaryota; Metazoa; Chordata; Actinopteri; Cypriniformes; Cyprinidae.
AUGCAUUCUCAGGAGGAAGCUCAAGGGGACGUCAAGAGUUCAGACAAAUACAGAGCUUACAUUGCUGACCACUGCCCUGCAAUUGCUAAAGUUAUGAGUGAACUUGCAGAAUCUCUGCAGGCACGGCAACAGAGAACCCUAUCUUCUGUAAAUUCUUCUAUAUCCCAGAAUCAGCUAGCAGAAGAUUCUUCCACAGGUUUGUUUUCUGAGCAUCACACCCCUGAGGCUGAGCUUAAAGCAUUUUCUGGCUGUCAGCUGCUGAGAAACCCCUCUGAGAGAGAAGGUUUGAUGACCUUCACUGUGGUUCCACAGAGACAUCAGCAGAGCAGGCAGUGUUUUGAGGUGCCACUAACCUUACAGACACCCGACAUGGCUAAAGCUGAACAAGAGCUGUGCCCUCGAGACCAAGAUGCUCUUGAGAUCCCCACCACAGAGCUUUUGGAAGCAGUCACAACAGAAUCUUUCAAAAAUGGGUGCAAGCGUUCAGAUAAAAGUGAGCACUUACCAGAGGUUCUACAUCUACAGCAUGUGAAGCAAGAGAAUCAAGCUUGUACAGAUGCAGAGAAUGAGAAUUUGGAACUUAAAGAUGAAGAGGAAGAAUGUAUUCAUCUAGAGAACAUGGUGCUUGAGAACUUAAAAUCACUCCAAAGAGGCCUCUGUAAUCUAGAACAUUCAGGCAGCAUAAUGAACAAUCUAGAACUAAAAGACAGUUGGGCUAAUCCUUCAAAACUUGCUGAUAGGUCACCACUCAGUCCAAAUACACAUCUUGUGGCGCAAGAGGAGAUGGAAGAGCAUGCUUUGGUGGAAAAUGGAGAAGAAAAGGAUUGGGUAGAAGAAUACAAAGAGAGGAGAAGGAAGUUUCUAGGUGGUGAUGAUGGUAUGAAAAAAUUAGAUGUUUGGGGAAGGAUUCAGAAAGAAUUUACGAACACUCAAGAAGAAAAAACUUUGCAAGAAAUGGACUUCCCAUCACCUCCACCAUCUGUCUGCUGGGAUGAGAAUAAUGGAGAAAAUGAAGAGGAUUCGAGCAAGCAAGAAAUGCAGACCUGUGAUGAAGACCUUGAUCAAUGGGCAAACUUUGACCCAAAACCCAAAUAUAUACCUUAUCCACAAAACGCCACACCAAAAGCCCAUUCUCCCCAAACUAACACUGAUCUGAACAUCUCUAGGGCUGAAAAUAAUUGCAGCUCUGAUCCUGAACCUCACAGAACUUCCUUUUUAUCCAAAUCACAUUCAGGCUUUGACCCCUACCCUCCUGCAACAGUGUCUCUUUUCGCCUUGGCUGUAUUUCAGAAGGCUAAGCGCUCCAAAUCAGGGCUGGAUCCAAACUGCUCCAGGAGAUGGAAACUGCCCGUGCACACACACAGUAAUUGAUGGCCAGUCUGAAAGUGUUCAUUUGGCUUAAAUGAGGAGGAUGUUCUUCACCAGAAUGAACAGGAGGACACACUAUAUUAAACUACUAUAUUAAAACUUCUCUUAUUUCUUAUCAUAAGAUUGUUUGUUUCUGUGUUUUAGAAUUAUGAAUAUUUUGAAUGAUGAAAAACAUUCUGAAAGAUUUACCUGUAUUUCCCCCUUUUUUGUACUGAUUUUCACAUAUCCUUUCAGAAAGGAGUAUUUUUCCAGCCUUUUAAUUGACUCAACAGGAACGUUUUUGUGCCAAGAGUAAACUUUGCCCCCACUGAAUACACUUGGGGUAAAAACAUGUAAUGUGUACAUUUUUGUAUAUUAAUGAAGACUUAUAUUGCCGAAUUGAAGCAUUUGUUUUUGUGAGUAUAAAUAGAUAUCAUUUGUUUGUAAACUUCAGGCAAAGUGUUUCAUCAUUCAGAUUUAGAGACAAAUAUAAAAGCAAAGACAGAGUGGGUGGUGCUGUGAUAUUAAAGAAAUAGUUCUCCCAGAAAUGAAAAAAUGUAUAAAAAUGUACUCACCCCUCAGGCCAUCUCAGAUGUAGAUGAGUUUCUUUCUUCAUGAGAAUGGAUUUGGAGAAAUUUUGCAUUACAUCACUUUUUAACCAAUGAAUCCUCCGUAAAUCACCAUACAUGACGACGACGCUUCUUCCAUGCAACCAUAAUGGUAAAAUGUUAUGAAUUGUAAGAAAUCCUUAGUGAUAACUAUACCAUAACUGAGAUAUUUAUACAUGGAAUCCAAAAAUUUCACAUUUGUAAAAUGCACACUUGUAAAUAACAUAUCUGUACAUUCAUUUAAACAAUAACAUGCUUUUUCUCUAUAUUUCUACUUCUGUAUAUAGUGCAUUAUUUAAUUUUCCGUUUUUCUUAUAGUGUUCUCUACCUUGUAAUUCCUAUGUAUGUCUGCACUAUCAUGUAUGUUUGCACUAUGUUCAUACUUUUUUCUGCACUGGAAGCUCUGGUCGCCAAGUGUUUGUAAGCAUAUUGGUAAUAAAGCUCUUUCUUCUGA